Melitaea cinxia (Glanville fritillary) is the source of this 702-nucleotide messenger RNA. RefSeq lists its product as uncharacterized. NCBI's taxonomy places the organism in Eukaryota, Metazoa, Arthropoda, Insecta, Lepidoptera, Nymphalidae. The record is from RefSeq and is a predicted model, not a curated record. The coding region runs from base 213 to 650 and encodes 145 amino acids. The transcript has 3 exons.
ACGGAGACAUCUGUAUUUAUAUUUAUAGUAUCUAUUUCAAUCGUAAUAAGGUCUAUAACAAGCUUAUGAAACCAUAUAAAUUGUACCGUCAGAUAAUAUUUUUUAAACAUUUUCCUGAUAUCAACUGAGUGGUUGACCGCAAUUUGUUUUGAUCGAAUUGUCUGGUAUUGUAAUAACUUAUUAUUUUAAGGAACAUCAGAAUAGCAGUUAAAAUGUCGCGUAAUUUCAUGUUACUAAUUGUUUCAAUACUUUGUUUGAGUGUUACUGAAGGAAAAUUAAAAAAGAUGAGCUCUCCACCACAUUGUACCCGAGUGACGAAAGAUACUGAUUACGUUUCAAAGUUUAAACUUGAUUAUCCAGUAGCCUACAUUCCACCAGGACAGCAUGAAGCUUAUCAACAGAUGUUCUGUUUGAAUCCGCCAGCUGUUAAUAAGGGUGUUACUAUCGUGUGUGAUUGGGCUGCCCCACCUCAGGUCCAAUUUACUCUGGGAGACGAUUACAUGCACGUGGUACGCCAAGACCCCACUGGACGUUACCUCGGCAACGCCGUCAUCACCACGUACCAGCUCUGUAGCCAUAACAUAUCUGUGUCUACUAAUGAUAUUUUAUCUGAGUACGAUGUGUUUGUAACUGAAAUAUCCUCACCUUGAUGUGUUUGACCCAGUUAUCUUUAAAAAAAAAAAAGCAAUAAAAAAAAUAUAA